AUGAGAAUGACCGGCUCUGCAUGCUGCUUCGACCUAAGGUAUCACUUGGAAUACUAUUUACAAUCAAUGUACACGCAGACCUCAUCUACAAAAAAUCCAACUCUCUUGACUACUCCAUACUCGUCCUCUACGUUGCAAUUUCGUACCCAACCACCACCAUCCCUUCACCCUCCCUUAUUGUCUCCUCCUGCUUUGCAUACUCAUUCUACCCUAUACCCACACCUUUACAGCCACCUCUACAUUCACACUACACACAAAAUUCACACUACACAAAAUUCACUUUAA
Debaryomyces hansenii CBS767 is the source of this 285-nucleotide messenger RNA. Its product is annotated as DEHA2D13662p. The record is from RefSeq and is a predicted model, not a curated record. The coding region runs from base 1 to 285 and encodes 94 amino acids. The transcript has a single exon. NCBI's taxonomy places the organism in Eukaryota, Fungi, Ascomycota, Pichiomycetes, Serinales, Debaryomycetaceae.